Molecule: messenger RNA, 2841 nt
Organism: Exophiala bonariae
Lineage: Eukaryota; Fungi; Ascomycota; Eurotiomycetes; Chaetothyriales; Herpotrichiellaceae
Exons: 1
Coding region: 1-2841 (946 amino acids)
Biological process (GO): mRNA export from nucleus; ribosomal large subunit export from nucleus; protein import into nucleus
Cellular component (GO): nuclear pore
Molecular function (GO): structural constituent of nuclear pore
Source: RefSeq, a predicted model, not a curated record
AUGCCAAAAGUCAUUGGCUACACGCCGCCCUGGCUUUCCAGGCCCUCUCCAGGUGCAAAGAUCUUCUCCGAUCCAGCACCUCAGUCACCCUCCUCUCCAUCCAAACGCGCAUCAUAUUUGACCGCUCCUACCUCUUCGAAUGAUUAUCAAGGUCCCAGAAGGUUGAUUGCGACAAGAGGAACCGAAAUCUUCACAGUGGUGGGAAAUAAAAUCCGCUGGGCAGAUCUUGUAUCUGUACGUGACGACUGGGAAGAUGGAUUUCAAUCUGGCAAUAGUCGCUCAGGUCUAUCUCGUGCCUCCGACUCGGAUACUCAAAAUCAUACAUACCGCACUCUCGAUGUCUCGAUAUACUACAAAAUCCGUCAGAUGGUCAUAUCCCCCUCCGGCUCCUUCCUGGCCAUCUGCACCGAGCAUACUGUCCAUAUUGCGGUCCUGCCACCUUCUUCCAGACUUUCGGAGAAUGACUCCUCUCCCCUGAAACUGAAGACCUACCAAUUAGGACCUACAAUUCACGUCAUCCCAGAGUCCCCACUGGCGUCAGUCCUAUGGCAUCCGCUGGCCUCAUCAUCUAACUCGACAGACUGCAUCGUCACCAUCACCUCCGAAGCUGCUGUUCGAGUAUGGGAGAUUGAUCGGUCUAACAAAUGGUCAUUCGAGCGACCGGCUCUUGCAAUUGACUUGCGGAAAUUGGCCGACGGUGUUUCCUGCGACCAAGACUUUGAACCAUCAGGUUUUGGCAAGACUAGAGGCUUCUCCGUGGAUGAUUUCGAUAUGGAAGUCUCUUCAGCGUGUUUCGGCGGCCAUGGGAGAAGCGAUGAAGACCCAUGGGCAGCAAUGACCCUAUGGGUGGCAAUGCGAAACAGUGAUAUUUACGCCCUUUGUCCUUUGCUGCCUUCAAAAUGGACACCAACGCCUACAACUAUUCCCGCCCUCUCAACAGCUGCUGUAUCACGGAUUGCAUCCAUCUCAAUAGAAAAUACGAACCAAGAUGAACGAAGAGCUGCGGACCAACAGUAUGAGUGGGCCUCGGAGCUGGACAGAGAGGAUACUCAGCUGGUCGAGUCAGCUGACAGCAUUGGCCAGCGUGAAGUGUGUUUGAGGCCCCAAAACCCGAGUGCCAUUCCACGUCUUCAAGGGCCAUUCUCGGUUCAACCAUCGGACGACGACACCGAUAUCGAAAUCUCUGACAUCUACGUGUUUCCCACAAUAAUUGACGAGCAAGAGAUACUCUCAGGAGAGGAUGAUGAGGAUGAUCUUUUCAACUCUUCCGGGACCAUACCUUUCACUACCGUCUGCGUUGCUACCCCAGACAAUGAAUUGUGGUUUGCCAUUGAUCUCGAUGGUGUCACAGGUCAAUGGCUUCCUAAGAAGGGCAGAAGUGCGUUCAGUCUGCCUUCAGCUGAUGCAAAGGAGUUGACAUUGAUCGAUACUUUCGCCUUGGAUGAUUCACUUCCUGGAAAUACCACCAAUUGGCCAACUUUUACAGUCGACGUUGUUCACAAUUACUCCAUCUUCUUGACCUCAACGAACCGAGUCUACUCACUUUCAUUCAACGAUUGGAUUACACGACUUGCUGCUGAAAUGAAUUGUGCUGAGGGAGAAGAUCAUGGUCUCAAGACUCGUUUAGAAACAAGUGCUGCAAGUCCGGUCUGCAUCACGAACAAACUAUUGGAGACAUCUGAACAGUCAGCCGAGGCACUCUCUGCCCCAGCUAUAAUCGAUGACACAGGCUUAGGUUACUUCCUCUUGACCUCAACUCCUACCACACCAUAUGCCGUUUCAUUUGACCAGGCACAUCUUCGUGCUUCAACCAUUGAGCCAUCUUCUCCAGAACUCAGUUCAUUAUCACCCAGUCGUAUACUUGCCCGACUACCCGAGCAACCUGCGAAUGAUGAUAUUGCUGCAUUACCUUCCAGAUCCCCAUAUGCUCCUGCAGGCAUCUUCUACGUCAAUCAUCUUCAACCAUUGGACAAUCUACGUCAACGUCUUCCUCCAAAUCUUAAGAGGGUUCUGGUAGAGAAACCCAUGCGGUUGUCACCGUUCACGCUCGAGAUUAUGACUGCAGCUCAUCGGACUGUGAGCGUCCAGACCUCAGCAUUGGAGAAUGCGGCAUCAGAGCUAUUUCGUCGCUGUGAAAGAUUAAGAGAAGAGCUUGGUGAUCAAGUCAAGCAAAUGACAGAUCUCGCUCAAAGACUUCAACGACUACAGCCCGGUGGCGAGGAGGAUGAGAAAGGGGAAGCUAAAGUAGCGAAAAGCCAUCAAGACCGAAUCGUUGAGGCAAAAGAAAAACAAGCCAAGCUGGUUGCAAGAUAUGAAGCUGUGAGACGUACAGUUGGAAGACUGAGUGGAAGAAAACGAGACCUCAAUAGCAAAGAAACUGCAUGGAUCAAUGAGAUUGACGUUUUGGCAUCGGCCGUGGGAAUCGGCUCCGAUAAAGAGGAAGAAAAGCCAGACAAUGAUAGGUCACGCCUGGAUGCGAGAUUUGAUACGGUAUGUCAAGGUAUCUCGACUUUUCUAAGAAGCACGCUUACCAAAAUUCCCUCACAGGCCAAGAAGCUAUCCAGUUCACUUGUCGAGGAGUCUCAACGGGUGGAAAAGCAAUCUCCCGCCCUCGACCAAAGUGUGUCCUCCCUAUCCGCAUCAACUUCCCUGUCGCGCUCGCGUGCUUCCAUUGGCACAACAGCCAGCAAUGGUGGUAGUGGAAGUGGCAGUGCCUUGUUUGGUGUUUCCAGCCGCCUCCAGAAAGAGCGCAUUGCUGAUGUAAUGGCCAUGGUGGAACGAGAAGGUGCUGUAAUUGAUGCCGUCGUCCAAAGAUUGGAUAAGCUGAAGGUGGAGUACUAG